This is a messenger RNA of Colletotrichum graminicola M1.001, 303 nucleotides long. RefSeq lists its product as uncharacterized. Bases 1 to 303 code for a protein of 100 amino acids. The transcript has 2 exons. The record is from RefSeq and is a predicted model, not a curated record. NCBI's taxonomy places the organism in Eukaryota, Fungi, Ascomycota, Sordariomycetes, Glomerellales, Glomerellaceae.
AUGGAACAGGACAGCCCGUCGAGGACUCAGGUCAUCACUGAGCAGCCGGUCAGUCGCAACGAAAUGAUGCGGGAUCCGGGCGUCCAGAGGCGCCGCGGCCGCCCUCCGGCGCACAGCGACGAAGAAGAAGAAGAAGUCGCUGGAGAACGCAAGCAGGUCCACGCCCCGAGGAUGGCCAUGUACACGACGCCCGGGCACCACGGGAGACGACGGCGGAGAACGGAGGCCGGGCCGAUGUCGGAUGGCAUAUUCGGACUUGUGGGUUCUACGCUAGACGCCGAGGCCGCAUCGUGGACAUACUGA